Chelonia mydas (Green sea turtle) is the source of this 6081-nucleotide messenger RNA. Its product is annotated as zinc finger protein 850. The transcript has 17 exons. NCBI's taxonomy places the organism in Eukaryota, Metazoa, Chordata, Testudines, Cheloniidae. The coding region runs from base 85 to 5103 and encodes 1672 amino acids. Gene Ontology annotation, molecular function: RNA polymerase II cis-regulatory region sequence-specific DNA binding; DNA-binding transcription factor activity, RNA polymerase II-specific. Gene Ontology annotation, biological process: regulation of transcription by RNA polymerase II. The record is from RefSeq and is a predicted model, not a curated record.
AUGGCAGAAAGAGCUUUACAAGAACGUUAUGAAGGGGAACUAUGAGACCCUGAUCUCUCUGGGUAAGGAUCAGUUUUCAUAAGAAUGGCCAUACUGGGUCAGACCAAAGGUCCAUCUAGCCAAACUACGCUGUUUCUAAGCCAGACAUUCUGUCCCGCAUUGAACGAGGGGAGGAGCCGUGUGUCAGGGAUCGGUGGGAAUCACUGGGAGGAUUGGAGGAAAGAAUCCAGAAGAAGGAAGGGCUGGUGGAAAGAGAAAUCCCUGUGGACCCCAGCACAGGCCCUGCCAUUUCCAACCCUGACAUCCUGCCCCAGGCUGAAGGAGGGGAGGAGCCGUGUAUCAGGGGCCAGAGGGGUUUGGCGGACAGAGAAAUUCCCGUGGAGCCCAGCACAGUUUCUACAUCUGACACUUCAACCUGGAUUAAACAAGAGGAAGAGCUGGAUGCUGGGGACCAUCAGGAAUUGGGGGAAGGAAGAAUUCUCUCAGGCUCCAGCAUGGGAUCCCACUGUCCCUGAACAAACUCCUGUGAAUGAAGCCCAUCACCACACUACAGAGAUCUCCUUGUGGACAGUAGUGGCUGCCAUCCAAGCUGUGGAGAGGAAGGUGAAUUCCCAUGCCACACGAUUACUGAAUCUGGAGGAGAGAACAGGGACAACUGAGAAGAAGUUAACAGACGGUGAGAAGACAGCAAUGGAAUUUGGUAACCAGCUGGAGAGUAAAUGGACUAUUUUGGGAACUCUGAUCCAGGAGAAUAAUUUCCUGCAGAGAAGGCUGGAGAACAUGGAGAACCUGCUGAGAAACAGGAAUUUCUGGAUCUUAAGACUGCCCCCAGGCACUAAGGGAGAAGUCCCCAAGGUGCCGGUGACAUUUGAUGAUGUCUCCGUCUAUUUCAAUGAGCAGGAGUGGGAGAACUUAGACGAAUGGCAGAAGGAGCUUUACAAAAACGUGAUGAAGGGGAACUAUGAGACCCUGAUCUCCCUGGAGCAUGGAGCAUUCCUCCCUGAACUGGCUCUGGCCGAUCAACUCCCCCUUCUAUGUGGUGACCCCCGGCUCUUCUGCUGGGAAGCACACCCGGCCUCCACAAGAAAUGACUACGCUGUUUCUAAGCCAGACAUUCUGUCCCGCAUUGAACGAGGGGAGGAGCCGUGUGUCAGGGAUCGGUGGGAAUCCCUGGAAGGAUUGGAGGAAAGAAUCCAGAAGAAGGAAGGGCUGGUGGAAAGAGAAAUCCCUGUGGACCCCAACGCUGGCCCUGCCAUUUCCAACCCUGACAUCCUGCCCCAGGCUGAAGGAGGGGAGGAGCCGUGUAUCAGGGGCCAGAGGGGUUCGGCAGACAGAGAAAUUCCCCUGGAGCCCAGCACAGUUUCCACAUCUGACACUUCAACCUGGAUCAAACAAGAGGAAGAGCUGGGUGCUGGGGACCAUCAGGAAUUGGGGGAAGGAAGAAUUCUCUCAGGCUCCAGCAUGGCAAAUGAUGGGACAGCGAGCAAAGAGAAGGAGAAGUCCUGGAAGGGAUGUCUGGAGAAGCUGGAGCCGCAGGGGAUGUCAUCAGUGAAAUCAGAAGAGGAGGUUUUGCAGAGCCUACAGCAGGGAGCGGCUGCACCGCUGACUAACCCUGCAGUCAGCAGAGUGGAGAAAUCCACCCAGUGCGACCGAGACUUCGGCCUGCUCAAGGGCUUUGUGGUGCAGCCGGGAGAGAAGCCCUUUGCCUGCGGUGAAUGCGGGAAGAGCUUCCGGCUGAAGGGGAAUUUCGUCAAGCACCUGCGGAGCCAUGCCAAGGUGCGGCCCUACAAGUGCACCGAGUGCGAGAAGAGCUUCAACUGCCAGUCAGAGCUGCUGCGCCACCAGAUGAUUCACCGCGGGGAGAAGCCCUACAAGUGCAGCGAGUGCGAGAAGAGCUACAGCCGCAAGGUGUAUCUGCUCAACCACCAGCGUGUGCACACGGGGGAGCGGCCCUUCCAGUGCACGGUGUGCGAGAAGAGCUUCCGGCAGAAGGCCGUGCUCAUCUCCCACCAGCGCCUGCACACGGGCGAGCGCCCCUACCAGUGCACCCAGUGCGGCAAGAGCUUCACUCAGCAGUCCAAGCUGACCAACCACUACCGCGUCCACACCGGCGAGCGGCCCUACAAGUGCACCCAGUGCGACAACAGCUUCAGCGAGAAGUCCAAGCUCAACAACCACUACCGCGUCCACACGGGCGAGCGGCCCUACAAGUGCACCCAGUGCGAGAAGAGCUACUGCCGCAAGGAGUACCUGCUCAACCACCAGCGCCUGCACACCGGCGAGCGGCCCUUCCAGUGCGCUGAGUGCGGCAAGAGCUUCCUGCUCAAGAGGAGCUUCACGAAGCACCAAAGAAACCACAUGGAGGAGAGACCGCACCAGGGCAGCCCCGCUGCUAAAAGCCACGGCAGGUCUGUCGGCCAUCAGGGGAACGAGUCGGGCGAAGGGCUGAAGCGCCGCACUGAGGGCGGGGAAAGCUUCACGGGGAAGCAUGAGCUAGAGACGCACCAGCAGAGCCAUGUCAGGGAGCAGCCACAUCAGUGUGGCACGUGUGGGAAAAGCUUCCAAUACGAGGACUCUCUGAAAGAACAUCAGACUCUCCACAGCGCAGAGCAAGGGCAUCCGGAGGUUUCUCAGAGCCCCGGACAGGGAGCAGAGGCUGGGCUCCUGGUUGUAAAGAUGGAAGAUACAUGCUGCCCGAGGACACGGGGAUGGGCGGGUCCCCCGGGGACGGAGCCUGUUCUCUCGCCCGGUGAGGGCGGGGAAAGGGAGGCGCUUCCCGCCGCCAGGGGCCGCUGCCGCCCCGCUCCCGGCCCGGCCCCGCCCGCCGCUCCCGGCCCCUCCCGGCAGCCAGGCCGCGGCUCCCUCCCUCCCUGCGGGCCGCGCUCGCUCUGCUCCGCCCGGCAGCGGGGCCGGCCCGUGGCGAGGCGGCGCCGGGACUCUGCCCAGCCCGCAGCGGGAGCGGGGCUCGGCCGGGCCGGGCCCGCGGGAGCAGCCCCGCCCGGGGGGGCCAUGGCCGAGCUGGCCGCUGCCCAGGCUCCGGCCGCCCCCUGCCCCGGGCGGCCCCUGCCCGCUUCCGGAGGGACCCCCCGGGCAGAGGGACAGCUGCAAAGGGCAGAGAUUUCCCUCGCUGUCCUGGCUGCCCUCCAAGCCGCGGAGAGGAAGGUGGACUCUCAGGCCGCACGGUUACUGAGUCUGGAGGGGAGAACGGGGAUGUCCGAGAAGAAACUAAUAGACUGUGAGAAGACAGUGGCGGAGUUUGGGAACCAGCUGGAGAGUAAGUGGGCCGUGCUGGGAACUCUGAUCCAGGAGUAUGGGCUGCUGCAGAGGAGGCUGGAGAACAUGGAGAACCUGCUGAAGAACAGGAACUUCUGGAUCCUCAGGCUCCCGCCAGGCACUAAGGGAGAAGUCCCCAAGGUCCCGGUUAUGUUUGAAGACAUCUCAGUCCACUUCUCCAGGGAGGAGUGGGAGAAUUUAGAAGAAUGGCAGAAGGAGCUUUACAAGAACUUGAUGAAAGACAGCUAUGACUCUUUGAUCUCCUUGGACUGUACCAUCUCCAAACCUGACAUCCUAUCACCGACUGAUCAGGAGGAUGAACCAGGUGUCAGGGUGCAGGGAAUUCUGGAGGAGAGAGGAACCCCUGCGGAUCCCAGCACUGACUCUCCAGUUCCGACACCUGACGUUUUAUCCCAGGUUAAACUAGAGGAGGGGUCGUGCAGCAGAGAUCAGCAACAAUUGGAAGACCGAGAAAUCCCUGCAGAUCCCAGCAUGUCAGGUGAUCGGCUUAUGAUCAAAACGGAGGAGGGGACUGUCAGGGAAGGCCAUGACAGCCCAGAGCCACAUGGGGUGCAACUGGGGACAUCCAGAGAGAGCAAGGUGCAGGCUCCUGAGCGGGGAGCACCCUGUGAGAGUCUGCCUGGCCCGGUGAUGCAGCUGAGGAAUGACCUGGGGCAGCCCAGCGAAUGCAGGGGCGGCUGGAAUGAAAUCGCUGAGCCCCAGGGCACGGCUGUCCCCCAACUCAGCCCGCCCACAGAGAGGCCCUUUCAUUGCCUGCAGUGUGGCAAGAGCUUCACCCGGAAAGACACCCUGCUGUCCCACCAGCGCACCCACACCGGGGAGCGGCCCUAUGCCUGCGCCCAGUGCGGCAAGACCUUUGCCCAGCAGUCCAAACUCAGCAGCCACCGCCGCACCCACACGGGCGAGCGCCCCUACGCCUGCACCCAGUGCGCCAAGACCUUUGGCCGCAAGGAGCACUACACCCAGCACCAGAGGACCCACACGGAGGAGCGGCCCUUCAUCUGCAGCCAGUGCGGGAAGAGCUUCCGCAGGUACUUCAACCUGACGGUGCACCAGCGCACCCACACCGGGGAGCGCCCCUACCCGUGUGCCCAGUGCGGCCGCCGCUUCAGCCGCAAGGAGCACUUCCUGCUGCACCAGCGCAUCCACACCGGGGAGCGCCCCUACCCGUGCAGCCAGUGCGACAAGAGCUUCAUCCACCAGUCGCGGCUCAACUACCACAGCCGCAUCCACUCGGGGGAGCGGCCCUACGCCUGCGCCCAGUGUGCCAAGCGCUUUGCCGAACCCUCCAAGCUGGCUGUGCAUUACCGAGUUCACACCGGCGAGCAGCCCUACUCCUGCCUCCAGUGCGGCAAGAGCUUCGGCCUGAAGAAAAGCCUCGCCGUCCACCAGCGGAGCCACGCCCAGGAGCGGCCCUACCAGUGCUCCGAGUGUGGUAUCCACUUCAUCUGCCAGUCCUACCUGGUCCGGCACCGGCUGGUCCACACCGGGGAGCGGCCCUACAAAUGCACCGAGUGCGGCAAAAGCUACAGCCGCAAGGAGCACCUCCAGAACCACAGGCGUAUCCACACUGGGGAGCGGCCCUUCCAGUGCUCUGCUUGCGGGAAGAGUUUCAUCCAGAAACAUCACCUCCUGAAGCACCAGCGCAUCCACACUGGGGAGCGCCCCUACCAGUGCGGGGAGUGUGGGAGGAGCUUCCGCUGCAAGGAGUCCCUGAAGGAUCACGCCAGGGUUCAUGGCACCGAGCUGGGUCACCCGCAGGCUGCGCCCAACUCCAGGCAGGUACUGAAGAUGGGCACCGUGGGGUGAGAAUAAACACUGGUGCUGAUGGCAGCCCAGUGAAUAGACAUUGAGAACAGCAACAUGGUAACGCAACAGGAAAUGGGCAAGCCCCAAGCACUUGUCUGUUGCUAUGCCCCAGGGGAAAUUGCACAGCCCAGGAGAACCUGUGUGCGCUCCCGCCUGUCACAGCCAUGCGGCCUGAUGAAGAGCACCAGCUGCGUGGGUGUGAGGGAGCGCGGCCGCGUCUCUAAACCAAAAAGCAAGAGCAAUCUUACCCGCAGGCUGUUUGUGCAGAGCAAGUAUCGGCCAAGGGAAUGUGGGCUGCCAGUCUGCUUUUUUGAUACAAGAAAACAACUCCUGUUGCUUUAUGUUUAUAGUUGCACCCCCAGUAUCUGAGGUUAGAAUUGGGGGCCAUAGCGUGAAAGCCACAUCUCUAAAGAUAACCAUGCAGUGGGGUGAGGGGAAAAAGCUGUGGGGCAUGAGGAAGACACGCUGAAGGGAAGAGAAACUGAGGCACUGACAGAAUGAGUGGGGCCAAAUGAAUGAGUAAAUGGCAGUGUAAGUUGUAUGUUCGAGGCCUGGUGAUCCCAUGAGUUGCUUGUGAGAAAUAAGAAGAUGCCAGCAGUCAGUGGUUAGCAAAUGGGUGUAACUGGCAAAAUGGUGUAAUUUGCAAGUAAUUUUGGGGUUUCUCCUGCAAUACAGCCUGAGUGCAGAUCUUGGCAGGUAAAAGCCCCAUCCCUACAAACUCCGGGAUUCUGCUGUUCCUACUAACGUGACUGCUGGAGAACGUGCUCCCUGCUCUGGGGCCAGCAGUUCUGGUCAUCUCUUUGUAAAAACAGUAUCUUCCUUUAUCUCUGGUUUAAAAAGUGGUGUGUUGUUACCAUAUGGCUUAACGUGUACGGUAUGUGUGUGAUCUAGAAUGAUAACAUUACCUGUAUGUAUGUUUAAAAAAUAGUUUUCUAAUAAUGUUCUUUCACCUUAAUAAAAAUUAUUUUUGGCAAAGCA